Messenger RNA from Centruroides sculpturatus (bark scorpion), 2523 nucleotides. RefSeq names its product leucine-rich repeat and calponin homology domain-containing protein 3-like. The transcript has 11 exons. NCBI's taxonomy places the organism in Eukaryota, Metazoa, Arthropoda, Arachnida, Scorpiones, Buthidae. Gene Ontology annotation, molecular function: protein binding. The coding region runs from base 92 to 1699 and encodes 535 amino acids. The record is from RefSeq and is a predicted model, not a curated record.
ACGUGAGGUGGCAGACGAACUACUACCACCCGUAGUUAUCCUUCCCAUAAUUCCCAUCAGACGUGCUGAAUAUGUCGACUGACUUAAUACAAUGGCUCUGACCGCUCUCGGUCUGGGCAGCCAAAGCAGUACACAGUUAACUAGGACGUUAGAAAAAGUAUUCGAAGAUGCACAGUUAACUGGUGAACUUAAACUCAGCGGAAGGAAAUUAAGGGAAUAUCCGAAAUUAGCCAGUGAAUACGAUUUGUGCGAUACGGUAGCUGCAGGUAAGUCGAUUUUUAUACAUAUUGAUAGAUCUGAUUUGCGCUUCCAAAAUGGCUUAACUUCUGAUAAUUGUAGGAAGAGAUACACUUUGGAUUCAGGUUACAAUACAUCUGAUGGAAGUGAUAAGAGAUGGUCUCAAGAUUUUCAAGAGGAUAUUAGCUGUAAUGAAUUGUCUAUAUUACCACCCCAAAUUGGUGAUUUAGAUUCUCUGAAAUCUCUGAAUAUUCGAAGAAAUCAACUUGUUGAAUUGCCUUCAGAAGUGUGUGAACUCCAGCUUGUAAAGUUAGAUAUAUCUGCAAAUAGAAUAACAACAUUACCACCAAAUUUACGUUUCAUGUAUAGUUUACAAGAGUUCAUUUUAGACUGCAAUCCUUUAUCUUCUCCACCAGCAUUUGUAUGUUUAGUUUUUAUACAUAUUGAUAGAUCUGAUUUGCGCUUCCAAAAUGGCUUAACUUCUGAUAAUUGUAGGAAGAGAUACACUUUGGAUUCAGGUUACAAUACAUCUGAUGGAAGUGAUAAGAGAUGGUCUCAAGAUUUUCAAGAGUUAAAUGGAGAUCUAGAAGAUUCUCAUCAUCUUGCACUUAGAGCUGCUGCUCUUGCAAAAGGAAGACAAGAAAGAGAAUGGUUAUAUAAUAGUUCUGAUACUAUUACUUCUCCUACAUCAGUUAUUUUAAAUUCAAAUAAUGAAUCUCCAAAUGGACUUAGUAGUAUCAGUACACCAAGUACUUUGAGUCCAACUAGUGAAAUUAAUGUGGAAGAAGUUUUUAUGAAAGAAUCACAAAAAGAACAAAUAACAGAUGUUUAUGAACAAUCUAAAGAUGACUAUAGGAGAAUGGCAAGAAAAGUUUUAGAACAACAAAGGGAAGAAGCUAGAAAACUGCAAGAACGAAGUCCUUCUAAAGUUUUAGCUUUAAAAAAAGAUUCAUGUAAUAUUAAUAAUUCUCCUGUUCUGAAUUCAUUGAAUUGUUCACAAACAUGCAGACAACUUAAUGAAAAUUUACGAUAUCAGACAAUAACUGAUGGACUAAAUAAAAGAACACAGUCUGAUAAAUGUCAUAAAAAGUUUCAGAGUUUAAUUUUUACUUCAGAUUAUUCAUCUCCAUCAUUUACAGCACGAAGAGAAAUAGAUAAAGUUAAAGAAGAAAAAAAGCAGGUUGAUCAUUUACGUUGUAUCAUUGAAGCUAAAUUAAAAGUGACACUUCCAGAAGAUUUGGGAUCAGCUUUGAUGGAUGGUGUUGUUCUUUGCCAUUUGGCCAAUCGGGUUAGACCCCAUUCUGUUGCUAGUAUACAUGUGCCUUCACCUGCUGUGGAACUGCUCUGCACGCCACAGGAUAUACUCGAAGAACGGGGAUUAAUAUUUAUUGCCAUAACUGUACAGGAACUCAUGAAGCACGCACCUGCAAGAAAUUCUAGUAGUAAUAGUAGCAAUUGCUAAUUUCGAAAAAUGCACAAAAACGGUCAGUGUUUUUACCCGCUAGUCCUAGUAGAACUGUCAUCUCGGCAUUUUUUAAUUAAGAACAUAAGGCAUGUACAGCAUGUAGAUAUAAACAGUCAUCUUAGCUUCAUUCUCAUCUCUAUAUAAAUAUUCUGUAAGUGUUUUUUUUCAUGACAUAUUUGUGUAAAUACUCACAAAUGUAUAUCGUGUAAAAGAUUAAAAGAAGCAACAACAAAAAAAAAUGUAUAUGAUGUAACAAAAUUUGCCGGGAAGAAAAAUCCUUUUAAAUUGAUAUUUAUAUUUUAUCCUCUAUUUUUAGAUUCUAAUAGAGAUAAUAUACUUAAUUUCAUCAAAAAAGAUAUAAACUAAUUAUGAGCACAUUUGUUUUGAAAAGUUAUUUUCAACAAAAUUAACAAAUUGAUUGUUAAAGUAUAUAUUAUAAAUGUCAAAUACAUUUUAUAAAUUUUGACGAACGAGUUUAAUUUCUUAACCAUUCGAAACUUUUUUGAUGUGCUCUAACAAACCAACGUUGACAAAUAUAUAUAAAUUAUUAUAUUAAUUUUAUAUAUGUAAUGCUUGAGUGGUGAAUUAAAUGUGGUAUGUGUAUGAUCAACAAAGAAAAGGGAAGCAAACUGAAUUGAGACGAGACAAAGUUUCACGAAGGACAUUCAGAGUUCAAAUACGUCAGUCGAAUCGCUCGAUGACAAGAAAUUUAAAUUGUAUACUUCGUUUCCAAUUUUUUGUAUUGUUAAAAAAUUGGGAUUUAAAAAAAAAAAUGACAAGUAUUAAACUGCCAAAAAAUUUUCUUGUAAAAAAGAUUUAUA